UUGUUAUUCCGGGAUCGUAGUGGAAAUGAAAACAGGGAAGUCCUCGGUCAUAAAACAGGUGUACCCAUUGGUUGUAGCACAAAACCCAAACACAGAGCACAGCUGCUAUUAGCUAAAGAGGCACAGUAAAGAAAGACGUGCAGGCCUAGGGACAUUAUUUCGCUAAUUUGCCAUUGCGUUUUUAAGAUACUGUCGGGACAUUGUCGCUCGUGGUUAAGCCCUUUUUAUGUGUUGUAGCUGAUGUCAGCUGGAGUCGUGUCGUGCCUUUCAUUAAAACUGACAAAACGUAUAAGUGUCAAGUAACGCUGUCUUAGCUUAGCUUAGCUUAGCUUAGCUUAGCUCCUGAAUCGUCUCUGUGGCACAGGGCGUGAUUUGAGUCCAGCUAAGGAGUUGGGUUGAUGUGUGUGGCAUCGAGACAAGAGGCACCAUGAGUGCGGAGUUGGAUGCGCUGACUGUGGUGAACCAGCUGCGUGACCUCGCCGCAGACCCCUUGAACCGAAGAGCCAUAGUAGAAGACCAGGGCUGUCUGCCAGGUCUCAUCCUUUUCUUGGACCACCCCAACCCACAGGUCGUCUACUCUGCACUAUUGGCCGUGCGCUACCUGGCAGAAUGUCGAGCCAACCGGGAAAAGAUGAAGGGCGAGCUGGGCAUGAUGCUGAGUUUGCAGAAUGUCAUGCAGAAGAGCACGUCACCUGGGGAGACCAAACUGCUAGCGUCCGAGAUCUACGAGAUUUUGCAGUCGGCCGGUAAAGAAGAGGCCGAACAGGCCGAGGCAGCCGCUGCCUCCUGCCGGCGCAAAGCCCACUUCUUCCUGGGCUCCAACAACAAGAGGGCCAAAACUGUCGUGUUGCACAUCGAUGGUCUGGAUGACUCCACUCGGAGGAGCCUGUGUGAAGAGGCCCUGCUAAAGAUUCGAGGGGUCAUCAGUUUCACCUUCCAGAUGGCUGUUAAGAGAUGUGUUGUCAGGAUCCGUUCUGACCUUAAAGCUGAGGCGUUGGGAACAGCUAUUAACUCCACCAAAGUAAUGACGGCUCAGCAGGUGGUGAAGACGGAGGACGGAGGGGAGCGGGUGGUGCCAUUCCAGGAAGACGCAGCGGUGGAAGUAGAAGAGAACACAGACAUCCCAGACUAUCUGCCCGAGGAGGAGAGUCCGUCCCAGGAGCAGGACAAGGCGGUCACACGCGUGGGAUCCAUCACGGACGGCAUGGGCUGGCUCAGCACGGCGGCCAACUUCCUGACGCGCUCCUUCUACUGGUGACAACUUCCUGCCCGCCUGUCUUAGCUCCCUGUUUGUGUCGAAGGUAACAUCCAGCUGCAGCCUUAGCAUCUCUCAGCCUAGUCCCCGGACGAUGCCCUGCCUCACAGCCCCACACUUAGUCUAGACUCCCCUUCUCCGAAGCACACGGAGGAGUACCGGCCACAUGUCUGCAACAAGUGCUGGACUACCAUGUGGAACCCGCAAUAACUUGUGUAAAUACCGGGCUUCGAAUACCACUGCUGGCUGUAUGUGCACAACUAUAUACUAGCUGUACUUCAAAACAUAUAGCCAGAGGACUUUAAAUCUAAUAGCUUUCUGGAAACGCGUCUCACUGCGCUGACUGAUUGGCAGGCGUAUUUAAUCCUACGGAGGGCGAUUUGGCGGACAUUUAAAAUUGGGAGGUCGUUUUGUGUGUGAUAUUUGGUUUGCUUUAAUUCCUGGUGUCUAUUCCCCAGUCGUUGCCCUUUUAUUAUAUACAUAUUACAUUGUUUAAUUUCCUAGUUAUGCCGAUUCUUUUCUUCCCUCUUCAAAUUUUUUUUUAGCGCCCUAUUACGCUGUCGUGCCAAUCUCGCCCGAUGCCCAUAACCGUGAUUAUUGUGUGUGCCUUUUUUUUUCUCUUUUCUUUUUUGACAUUUCACUGUUAUUAUUAUUUAUUCAUCAUUCAUUCAAAUGAGUCGAGCGCUCCGAGCAUGCUUGAUGUUUGUGCUUUCCUAGCAGCAGCUGGCCUCCCCCAGAUCUCAGCCCACUGAGGGGACGUCACUUCUGUAGAAAUAGUAAAUAGACACCAGCAAGAGGCCGCGGCUCGUUCAGGGCUUCACGUGCGUUGGGCUGCAUCGCGUUUUUGCAACUAAUUGGCCAGUUGGCUGAUUAAUACACAACCCCUCAACGAGCUCUGUUGUUUGUGUUAAAAAUUAGGACUCCUCCGAUGAUAUGAUACUGCAGGAAAUUUCCGAAAGUGAGCUCUGCGGAGGCUGCGAAUGGACUGACGGCUCGUUGUGUUUAUUGCACAGAUUCUAGGCUACCUCUGCUUAUCCCACGUCAGCGUUACGCACGGUCUUCUGUAUCGAUAGCAUGAUGAAGACGAACCUGUUAGCUGCCCGCUUUGCAAACGCUUCCCAGUGUUACAUGAUAUUCCAUUUUUACAGUGUUGUGGUUGCACCUUCUUUUCAGUUUUAGCCAGCAGUGUCCUUAAAGCAAAGAUCAUGUUGGUGCACGCUCACACAAACAAGAGGACUCUCAAAAAGCUGUCGUACGAGCAGUAGAGGUUAUGUACAUUUUGUAAAUGGUGCCUGACUCCCUAAAAAUCUCUGACCUUACAUGUGAGUGGAUUUUUUUUUUUGUUUUAAUAUUACGGAUCUGCAUUUUUAUGUCACAGCUUUGAGGUCAAACGCUCCUCGAGAGGGUUUUUCCUGAUUCUUUAGCUCGCGAUUCACACCGGACUUAACUACUGUGACAUGUGUGAGUGUCAUUAAUAGUUAUUACGUUCACUGCUGACCGGGCAUCUUUUAUUCUUUUCUUUUGAUGGUGCGAGACGUCACACUUCAUUGAGAUCAAACUGAGGAAUGGUGCAGAAUAACCUGGUGGCUGUCCUCUGGAAAAGCAAUAAUUAUUUGUGCAUUUAAUGUGGUCGUCAUAGUGCAAGAAAAGCAAUGAACAGCAGUAUUAACGUUUCUUCUUAAUUUGUCCAUUUUGCACAGAGUUAAUCUCCUAAAGUUUCACCCUGUAGUUACAUUUUUUUUUUUACAUUUGGUGUCUGGAUGGGUUUCCCCUCUACUGCUGGUUGUCACAUAACCACAAAGCAAGUCCUCAAAAAUGUAUCUUCAUGUGUACAGACUCCAGCUGUCAGCAGAUGUAUUAUAAUGUAUGCAGAUCUUAAAAGUUGUAGAUUCCCAUACACUGUUAAUGCCAAUAACGAUAAACUUAAAAAUCUAA
Molecule: messenger RNA, 3190 nt
Organism: Mugil cephalus (flathead mullet)
Lineage: Eukaryota; Metazoa; Chordata; Actinopteri; Mugiliformes; Mugilidae
Gene: armc1
Product: armadillo repeat containing 1
Exons: 7
Coding region: 428-1258 (276 amino acids)
Molecular function (GO): protein binding; metal ion binding
Source: RefSeq, a predicted model, not a curated record